Messenger RNA from Eruca vesicaria subsp. sativa (arugula), 833 nucleotides. The record is from the annotation of a GenBank genome assembly. NCBI's taxonomy places the organism in Eukaryota, Viridiplantae, Streptophyta, Magnoliopsida, Brassicales, Brassicaceae.
CUAAUCUCAAGGAAACAAUAUCCAUAUCUCCUACACAUAAACAACUCACACUCAUCUAAUAAUCUUCAAGGAGUUUCUUAGCUCUUAUGGAUCAUUUGUUACAGCAACAGGAUGUGUUUGGGAAUUAUAACAAAGCAAGAGAAGCCAUGGGAGGAUCAUGUUUAGGCCAGGAUCAGAAAAAACCUUCUCCGGCAACUGGUGCGGCGAAGCCACAGCCACCGGAGCUGACCGUGAGAUGUCCACGUUGCGACUCAACGAACACAAAGUUUUGCUACUACAACAACUACAGCCUCUCUCAGCCUCGCUACUUCUGCAAAUCAUGUAGGAGAUAUUGGACCAAAGGCGGAACCCUAAGGAACAUUCCCGUCGGAGGCGGCUGCCGGAAAAACAAACGCUCGGCGACAAGAAGCCUUAGAACCACCCCGGAACCAGCGUCCCACGAGGGGAAAGCGUUCUCGGCGGCGAGUUUCGGUGGGUAUAGUAACAAUGAACACAUUGAUCUCAGCUUAGCCUUUGCAUUGCUGAACAAGCAACCUCCGGGGAAUUCUUCACAGCUAGGGUUUGGUAGCUCUCAUCAGCCUGACAUGGAGAGUGUGUUUGGAACAAGUCAGCAAAAGGGGAACGCUGGUUAUGCGUUUGGAAACGGGAACAGCGGUUUGGAUAUGUCUAUGACUGAUCCAAACAAGAUGUUAUGGGGAUUUCCGUGGCAGAUGAAUGGAGAGGGCUUUGGGAUGAUGAACAUGGGAGGAGGUGGUCAUGUAGAUCAUCAGCUUGAUUCAGGGAGAGAGAUUUGGACCAAUAUGAACUAUAUUAAUUCUGGUGCUCUGAUGUAG